AUGGCAGGCCGGCCAGAGGCUUCGACAGGCGACGACUACGACUCCAGGACGGCGAGAGGACCAGCACGGGCAGACACGACGGCUGCAGAGCCUCGCACGUCAGAUUUCCAGGCCAUGUCCAGUCGCAUCCGAGCAGCAGGAAGACGCGUUCGCGCGUCGCGACAACGACAGGCCAGUCGAGUGCCUGCGUUCCGGCAGCUCACAAGCCUAGGCCUAACUCAAUUGGAAUUCUCCGCGUCUCUGGCCGUCGUGACACGGAAUCUGCUCGUUCUCUCCACUUAUUACAUCACCUUGUGCCUGCAGUCGUCGCUUGCGCUGGGCGUCGAGAGUGGGCACCCGCCAGACCGCUUGACUACUAUCGCCCAGCCCGACCGUCUGACCCCCAGCAAAGCGCCACACCGAGUCCCUUUGGCUGUCCUGGGCCCCUCUGCUCUACAUGCCCUGGCCCAUGGUGUUUGGCCCCGCUGA
Bipolaris sorokiniana ND90Pr is the source of this 468-nucleotide messenger RNA. RefSeq lists its product as uncharacterized. The record is from RefSeq and is a predicted model, not a curated record. Lineage: Eukaryota; Fungi; Ascomycota; Dothideomycetes; Pleosporales; Pleosporaceae. The coding region runs from base 1 to 468 and encodes 155 amino acids. The transcript has a single exon.